Messenger RNA from Pocillopora verrucosa, 1797 nucleotides. RefSeq names its product ciliary microtubule-associated protein 3-like. Lineage: Eukaryota; Metazoa; Cnidaria; Anthozoa; Scleractinia; Pocilloporidae. Gene Ontology annotation, molecular function: cytoskeletal protein binding. Gene Ontology annotation, biological process: regulation of cell projection organization. The record is from RefSeq and is a predicted model, not a curated record.
CACAAGUAACUUCACUACAGGAAAAGUUGACUUCUUGGUGGGCAAGAAAUUACAAAUAAUGGCUACAAACGACGCUCGAAGAGCAGUUGCUUUUGGAACGACUCUUGAUCGGGAACUGUUACCACUGAAAGUUCCAGCAAAUCGCUUUGGAAAUGAACUCGCCUUACGAGGCGCUCCAAACCGCGGCCCUGGAUGUUAUUACAAUGCGGAGGGUAGUGGCUUUAUUUAUGAACUUGAGAGAAGACCUGUAUGCAGAAGAGGGUAUUCAGUUGGAGCCAGAACCGCCCCAAGAUUUCCUAAACCAGCUCAUCUGGAUGUUCCUGGACCACCAACUUAUCAAGAGAUUAUCAGCAAACCAGUUCACUUUGAAGAAGCUUUUAAAGCAUUUAACGUUGGUGCAACAAGAUUCCCACCAAUUAACCAGGACCACGGCCAUCCAGGGCCUGGUGCAUAUGAGUUUGAUGCCAAAAGAGACAGGAAGGUGAAGUAUCAUGGCUCUUUUGGUGGACCACAGACCUUGAUAACAUCAGUUACAAUUAAAUGCAAUGAAUUUGGAGAGCCAGAUAUUUGUAAUUCUUGUCAAAGUCCUCCAGUAGGAGAUUACUAUGAGUACAAAAAGGUUUAUCUUUGUCGGAAAUGUUACAAUCAUCACUUAACAACAGGAGAGAAGUACACAAGAAGUUAUCUUCAAUCUUUUCGCAAAGUAAGAGACUGCUCAAACAUUCAUAACCACGAAGGAACAAAUGCCAGAUUAAUGCUCAAAACCGAAAAAGACCUCAAGAAACAGAGAUUUAGAGAAGCAUAUAUGAGCUUGUACUUUUGAAUACGGAACAGUAGGGAUGCAGGAAAAUUGCUAAUGAGUGCGAGAUGUAUAUUUUCUUACUGAUACAAAGUAAUGGAACACGAUAUGUCAGUCAAUUCACCCGUGGACGUAUGUAGUGUAAAUAUGUUUGAUGUUGAGUGCUGUGGAAAGCAUAUAUGGGCAAUAACGGGCAAGAAAAGAUUUUAGGGAAGAGUUAUUUUUACCAGGUUAGUAAGCUAGGAGAAGUGUACCAGUAAUAGAAACGUCAAAAUACCACUUUCAAAUUAUAUUAAAUGCAAUAAAGGAUAAAAUGAAAAGAUUUCCACACGUAUAAUUGUGCCAAUUUACCAAUCAAAAAUAGCUUCUUGGGCAAGAAAUGUCAGUUAAUGGAAUCAAAGUUUUGAAAACUAAACUUUUGUUGGUAAGACAAAAAAAUUGAUCUUAAAUUUAUCUGUCUGCGAUAAACCCACUAAGAGUUACUAAAAUGCAUUAUUUCAUAUAUCCAUGGUCCGAAACUUGAACAUUCUACUAAUUACAAAAAGAAGAAAAAUUUCCCCCAUUGUCCAGUUAGUCGUUAUAAAGCACAUCUAAAGAUUUAUCCAAAAAGUUACGUGCUUGUCUCUGUAGACAUGAGUAGUUCGAUAUGACGACGAGCACACAAAAAGAAAAUUUCCUUUCGAAUUCAGUUACCAUAACUCUUUGUUUAAUUAAAAAGAAAAUGUGCUUCCAAACGCUACCCCAAUUUGACCUUGAUAUAUUAACAUUGUAUUUCGUUUGAACUAUAAUAUAAACAGGGAAGUUAAUCUGUUACUAUUUUUAAUAUUGAUUUUCCUCUUGUUUGGUUGAAAAUUUUCUUAGUUCAAAGGUUCCCAAAUCUCUCUCUUCACCUGGUCCAACUCACGCGUUGUAUUAUAAUAAUGUUAUAUCAUAAAAACGACUUUUUAGAAUUUCAUCUGCAGACAAAUAAAUGCUAUGAAUAAGCUCUUGAAAAGAAA